Molecule: messenger RNA, 1218 nt
Organism: Corylus avellana
Lineage: Eukaryota; Viridiplantae; Streptophyta; Magnoliopsida; Fagales; Betulaceae
Source: RefSeq, a predicted model, not a curated record
AUGCCGAUGCCCAACAUAAUGCCAGCAGCCGAUCCAAGCUACCUCAACGGCUUUGGUUUGUGGACUCCGUAUUACUCCAAAGGCAUCAAGGGUACUGCAGAUGAUGAGCCAGUCACUACUACUCCCAUAUAUGGCAUUCGCCAAUGGCACAAGAGCUUGUCCCACAUGCCCCGGGUACCUCCAGCACCGGCAGCUGGUGCGGAAGAGAGUGAGGCCGAGCCGAUGGCCGAAGAUGAGCCUGUAGUUGGGCUAAAGGCAUCUGAGGAGGAGGCCCCGACAAUUUUUCGUGGACCACAAAACCGCUCACUUACUGAAGAAAUAGCGAGCCUUCAGAGAGAGUUGGUUGGCCAAAGAAAGGAGGCUCGGGAAAAUGAAGAAUUGAUGGACAAACGCCUAGGCGCCUUAGAAGAAUUGAUGCGCCCAAGAGACCAAUUUUCUGUUGCCAGCCAUCUUUUUGCUGCGAUCACUUCGUUUAUUGAAUUAGACCCUCUGUUCAAGUCUCGCCUGCUAUACUUCGUAGGUGAAUGUUAUGCUGGGAAGUUGGUUCCAGCAAUUGGGUACCAUAUUUUGAAGGCGAAUGCUUACUUGCCGGUGUCAAAGUGGGUGAACUUGGCCGGCGUCGCUAUAGCGAACGGGUUGACGGAUCCGGUGAACCAGGUUUCUACUCACGCUACGAAUGCUUACUACUCUGGUUUGAUCAAUGAGAGGCAGAGAGAUGAGUUGGAGAAAUUGCAGAGGGUGGCAAUUAAUCUGACCAAAAUGGGCAAGUGGAGAGAGGCAACAAACGCAAGAAGCCACGUUCUGAGUAUGUUGAAAAGAAUGAUAGGGCUGGCGACAUUGCAUGAUUUUAGCAAGAAAGAUCACCCAUACGAAACGGAAAUGGUUUUUGAUUUUUUAAGGAAAGGAGACGUGAAGAAGGCUUUGGGAGUGAAGGAAACAUUGGUUCAAGACGUGUGCAGCGAUGAUGUCGCGACUGCUUUGCACGACGAUUUCAUGAAGAGUGUGAAGUUCAUGGUGGAAUUUUUGGUGAAGAGGAGCAAGGUUUUGUUGUAUGAAGGGCAUCUGGAUAUGAGGGAUAGUGUGGUUUCAACGGAGGCAUGGGUGAAGAAAUUCAUUAAGAAUGGAAAGCUAGUCCGGUUCAUAGGAGAACAAAGAAGUCAGCAGAAUGACAACCGAAGAGGCAAGCCCCAGGAGUACAAGCCUCGGGAGUACCCCUAG